AUGACCAAAUUACUCAUAGGUGGGCGUAAAGGUGAAGGAUCCUUCAAAGACACCGUGGAGGAGGGAGAGCGAAGAGGCAAGUCAGGAAGGGCGCCAUCAUUGACGGUUGAACAGAAUGCCGCUCCACCUGUGAUGAUACUGCUGCGAAAAGCAGAAGAGCUGUUGCGUUGCUGGCAGGAGCUGGAUGACGUGAUGGUGAACCGCAAGAUCGGGCACGGUCAAUCCUCUCCACACACCCUGUCUGCGAGCGAGACAGAGGCACUGUCCCUACAGCAACAGCGAGAUAUGGUGUUUUUCACAGCCAAGGCUGAGGUGUUCGCCGUGCUAAAGGCUCUCCUUCCACCAGUGCAGUGUCGCGGUGGUGGUAGCGGCGUGGAUGCCCCCCCACAGAAUUACAAGAGGGAGACCGAAACACAUGCUGGCAGGAAAUCAGUAGGCGGGUUGGCUGUCAUCCCAGAUGAGGCCACUGCAGAUGUUGGCGGAUACCUGCAGCAACUUGGGACUUCUCGUCUUGGUGACGGGAAAGGUGGUGAGUCUUUCUCGAGUGACACACAGCGGAGGCCUGCUGUGCUUUCUAUGAAGGAUAUUGUCGUAUUUCUUCAGCUUUACCAUGCAUUGGAGUGUGAGGAUGGUAUUUUGCUCCUGCAACUCAUGGAGGAGUUGCAGUGUAUCGUACUUGCACCGAAGAUAAGGAGCAUCAAUGAGGAUGCGCUGUCGAAUAAGGGGCAUGAGUCUGCUGUCCCGCAGGUUCUUCUGGUUAUGUCUGGUCUGGGGCUUGUUGAAGAGUUUGUGCUGCAGGCACUUAUACGUCCGAGUGGUCCAUUCCUAUCACCAGCAGAGAUUGCUCGUCUCCACGAGAGUGAUCUCGUCCGUCUACUCGUUGCACUGCACCGUUUCGGGUUACACCAAGAGCCAUGCUUCAAGUCCACAACAAAGGUACUGCGACAGAGGGCACAUCGCAAACCUUUAAAGUCUUUUAUACGCCCCCACUUGGCGCACCCCAGUGGAGCUCCACCAUCAGACGCUGCGAAAUCGGCUGGCAUUCCGGCGUGCGUGGUCGGGCUGACAGUGAACGAGUUACUAGAGGGCAUCUCGGCUGUUGCACUCAGCGUGCACCGUGAGAAGGCGGUAGUGGAGUUUCUGAGUGCAAUCAUUAUUGCCGCAGUGGAGGUGGAGGAGAGGAACAGUGCCAGCAUCACCAGAGAGCGCGUCGAUGCGCAUGAGCACAAUUUGGGUCUGUUGCGAACGCUACAGGUUCACCGUGCCGCUAAACUAUGCGAGCAAAUGCAGCUCGAGCAGCCGGCGCUGGCGCACCUGUUGCACCGGCUGUCGAUUCGCCACGGCGGCCUUCUCGUCGACGGCGGGGAGACGGCGAUGAACCCUGAGCGUGUUGGUUUCUUCGACGCUAUCACGGCGGACCUCGUGAAGGUGUGCCACAGCUAA
This is a messenger RNA of Trypanosoma grayi, 1443 nucleotides long. RefSeq lists its product as hypothetical. The record is from RefSeq and is a predicted model, not a curated record. Bases 1 to 1443 code for a protein of 480 amino acids. The transcript has a single exon. Lineage: Eukaryota; Euglenozoa; Kinetoplastea; Trypanosomatida; Trypanosomatidae.